UGGAUGAGGAGGCCCUGAGGAAGAAGAUCACUGAUGAGCUGUAUAAAGGCUUGGAGCAAGACAGGGCCAAGGCAGAGCAAGAACUGCAAGCCUGGUUAGAGGCAGAGAAGGCCCGGGCAACAUCACAGGCUCAGGCUGAGGCUCACUCCCAAGUCCAGGACGAAGUGUCCAGGAUCCUGACUGUGGAGCGUUCCGUGGCCCACGAGAGCAUCCAGCAGGCUGUUAUCAGGGAGAGGAUCGCCACCGAGGAUCAGAGGCUCCGUGCUCAGCUAUUUGCCAAGCAGCUGGAGGCUAGGGAAGCAGAUCUAAAGAAGCAGGAUGCUUUCUACAGAGAACAGGUGGCCCGGCUCGAGGAGAGGAGCGCUCAGUUCUACAAGGUCACCACUGAGAACUACCAUAAAGCUGCAGAUCAAGUCAAUGCCAAAUUCAGGAGGUACGAGUUGUAUCCUGUGUGUGCAGACCUGCAGGGCCAGAUCCUCGCCUGUUACAAAGACAACGUUGGGAAAACCCUCCACUGCUCCAACAUAGCAGCUCAGUACCUGCAGUGUGUCAACGACGCUAAACAGAACAAGCUGAGGACCGGGGGUUAAAGAAGAGAGACGAGGAAAGAAGGAGCAAUGAAGAGUUUAUCGCGGGGGGAUUUACUGAUUAUCGAGCGACUGACAGCCAGACUGAACCCGAAUGGCAGAAGAGAGGAAUGAGUCAGCACCAAGACACGCACCCUUCAGAACCCUGUGGAGAACCAAACCAGAACCGAACCAGACUAGAGGCACUGAACACAGCACCCUGAGAGAGACCCUUUUCUCUUUCCCCACCUCUUUCACCCUUUGUCUUUUCUCUAGCGUGAGUAUGGCACUGGGGGGGGUGGUGACACUGUCCGACAUCCUGAAGACACAGCAGGGACCAACAGGAUCCAGCAGGCCUGAGCUUUGGCCCUCUGAAAGGACAAUAAUGAUCAAACCAGGACCACCUCAAGAAAAGCCACCACUGUCACAAGUCACUUGGAUCCACCCCCUAUCACUCCUACACUUAGAAAAGUCUAUUUUUGCUAAUAGUCAGUCCCAUUUUGUCGUCCGUUCCUCAUUGUUUUCCCGCCGCAUUGUCAUGUACGCGAAUGCACCUGUUUCUUCUUUGCACCUGUUUUGUGUGACUUUAUUUUUUUGUGAUGUUAAUAAUGUAACUGUGUUGAGCGUUCAUCCAGACCGACACUUGUGACAAUGUCUGAUCAGAGGCAAAUAAAAGACGAAACCAUGCAGGAA
Messenger RNA from Stegastes partitus (bicolor damselfish), 1259 nucleotides. Its product is annotated as coiled-coil-helix-coiled-coil-helix domain-containing protein 3, mitochondrial-like. Lineage: Eukaryota; Metazoa; Chordata; Actinopteri; Pomacentridae. Gene Ontology annotation, biological process: inner mitochondrial membrane organization. The annotation marks the transcript as partial. The transcript is spliced from 6 exons. The record is from RefSeq and is a predicted model, not a curated record. Gene Ontology annotation, cellular component: MICOS complex; mitochondrion.